This is a messenger RNA of Arabidopsis lyrata subsp. lyrata, 1392 nucleotides long. RefSeq names its product translocase of chloroplast 34, chloroplastic. Gene Ontology annotation, molecular function: protein-transporting ATPase activity; GTP binding. NCBI's taxonomy places the organism in Eukaryota, Viridiplantae, Streptophyta, Magnoliopsida, Brassicales, Brassicaceae. Gene Ontology annotation, cellular component: chloroplast outer membrane. The record is from RefSeq and is a predicted model, not a curated record. Gene Ontology annotation, biological process: intracellular protein transport. The coding region runs from base 321 to 1262 and encodes 313 amino acids. The transcript is spliced from 8 exons.
UUGAUAUUUUGGCUUUUGACCAAGUUCAGGAUUUAGGACUCUGAUUAUCUGUCAAUACUUGAUUAGUUUAGUGCUUAAGUUAUUAGUUCUUGGUUUGCCCACUUGCGCCAUGUUCUUUUCUAUAGCAAUGAGAUUAUAUUCAUUUAAAGAUCUCGAAAAAAGAAACUGAUGGAGACAAAUCAAGAUGAAGUUUAAGGGUUUUUGUUGUUAGUAAAAAAGUUUUCUUCUUUUUGAUUUUCAGAGACAUUACUUGCUAGAAAGUCGUAGGAUUGAUUCAAAUAGUGGAAUCAGACAACUUUUUCUUGUAAGGAUUUGUGUCCAUGGCAGCUUUGCAAACGCCUCGUGAAUGGAUCGGUAUCCAGCAGUUCCCACCUGCUACUCAAUCUAAAUUGCUCGAGAUCCUUGGGAAGUUUAAAGAAGAGGAUGUGAGCUCGCUAACGGUCCUUGUAAUGGGCAAAGGCGGUGUCGGAAAGUCAUCAACUGUGAAUUCAGUUAUAGGAGAGAAAGCUGCUGCAGUUAGUACUUUCCAGUCUGAAGGACUGAGGCCUACCUUGGUCUCCCGCUCAAGAUCGGGAUUUACAUUGAAUAUCAUUGACACUCCUGGUCUUAUUGAGGGAGGAUAUGUGAAUGAUCAAGCCAUCAACAUUAUAAAACGAUUCCUCCUCAACAUGACUAUAGAUGUGCUACUAUAUGUAGACCGUUUGGAUGUAUAUCGGGUGGAUGACCUUGAUAGGCAAGUUGUCAGUGCUAUAACCGAUGCAUUUGGAAAAGAGAUAUGGAAAAAGUCUGCUCUUGUUCUCACACAUGCUCAGUUCUCUCCGCCAGACGGGUUAAAUUAUAAUAGCUUUGUCUCCAGAAGAUCUGAUGCUCUUUUAAAAGUUAUCCGUACAGGCGCCCAACUGAAGAAACAGGAUUUGCAGGGUUCAUCUACACCCAUCAUUCUUGUUGAGAACAGCGGAAGAUGUCAUAAGAAUGACAGCGAUGAAAAGAUUCUUCCAGACGGGACUAGUUGGAUUCCCAAUCUGCUCAACACAAUCACAGAGAUCUCUUUUAAUGGCAACAAGGCGAUUCACGUUGACAAGAAAUUGGUCGAAGGGCCAAACCCAAAUCAAAGAGGAAAGAGACUGAUUCCUUUGAUCUUUGCAUUCCAAUACUUGUUGGUGAUGAAGCCAUUGGUUCGAGCAAUCAAGUCCGAUGUUACUAGAGAGAGUAAACCGGCGUGGGAGCUGCGGGACUCCGGUUUAGCAAGUCGAAGGUCUUGAGUUGUUGACACGAGUUUUGUUUGGUUUGCUUGUCUAUCUGAGAGAUUGUUCUGUAGUUUUUAAUUGUGAUGACUGGAGAAAUGUUGUUCACAUAUUUUACUGUCGCAAAGUUUUCUUAUCUUCUUUAACC